AAAAAAAAACAAGAGUUGCGAAUACAGUGUUUUAACUUUUGACUAAAGCUCCGGUGGAAGAUCCGGACUUGAACUGCCAAUCCGCAGUCGUACGCAUUAUAAAUACAAUUGUCAAACGGAUGGGUUGAACCAGUCGAACAGUGAGUGGACUUCCGCAAACAGGACCAGCCGGUGGUAGCAGUUUUGUUGGGGACCAAUUUGGACAUUCUAGUGAAAGAGAUAUUUUCUGUAGUUGUCGGUGGCACGUGCAACUUCCAGAGUUUAAAGAAAAGAGAACAACUGUGUUAAUAUUCGCCAACAAAAGACUACCGAAAAGGAAUAGUCGUUUGUCUUGGUUGACAAGCAGGAUGAUUAAAAUCGUGACUUGCGCAUUGAUUGUAACCGGAUUAAGUGCGACAAAGAUGAGAUUCAAGUGUUGGGGCAGAAGAAGUGAGAUGAAGCUGUCAAAAAUUGCUAUUGUAUUCACGCUGCUCUUCGCCUGCGCGUAUGCAAGCCGCAAUGACAGCAGCAGCCUCGACGCCGUCACGCAGCAUCCACCGGUAAAACAUCGCACGGCACGACUUGUACGCGAGUUCCCCAACUCCGUGGAGCAGCGCCUUCAAAGUAUCGAAUACCCCUCAUACAACAUUCCCAACCCAUACGGUCCCGGAACCUACGCCUUUGGGUAUGAAAUAGAGGAUCCACAAACGGGAAAUGUUCAAUUCAGGGACGAGGAGAAGCUCCAGAAUGGAACUGUUCGUGGCUCGUAUGGGUACAUGCAACCAGAUGGUAGUGUGAUAAUCACACGAUUCUUGGCUGAUUUAUUAGGCUAUCGUGCAACCACCGAAAUAAGACGAGCGGAUGGACAAACAGUCGCUUCCUUCCCUGGCCGAUCACCAAUUACUUACAAUCCAGCGCUCAACCCAGACUACAUUAAUCCUCAAUACAGUGCGGCGAUCCUUAGCCACAUAAAAAACCAACAAUUCAACCCAAACCAAGGGCUAAUUCAAUAUCCUAAUGGAAUUCCUCCGACAACGCCCUUCCCCUUACAAGACUAUCCGAUCAAUCCUACAGGUCCACUUCCAUACGAUGCUCCAAUGAACGGAAACAUUUUCUCCAAUUUUUUCAACCAGUUCCCUUCCAAUUUGAUACCAUCCAAUAUCUACAACAAUCUGCACUCUACCUUUCCGAACAUAAUUCCUCAACAAAAUCCACUGAACACGUUUGCAACCAACAUUCAGAAUGGUAUACAGCAGUUCACGCAAAACAACCCUCUGGGGAACUUUGUUAGCAAUGCUCAGACUCAGUUCCAGCAAAACAACCCAUUUGCCAACUGGUUCAACGGAAAUCGCUUUGGUCAACAGCAGCAGCAACAACAACAGAUUCAACAGUCUCCACAACUGUUUCUGCAAUCACAACAGCAACAAUCUCUUCCUGGAGUGGGCUUCUCCGGGUUGACCGGACUGGGCGCUUCAAACUACCUUCAGAACCAUAGAAUUCCGACCACGAAGCGUCGACGGAUCAUUGGGACCACCAAGCGAAGGAAGCACGGUCUGAAGACCAGGGACGAUACCGACGCCGAUGAUUGGUUGGAGGAGUUUUUGGAAAGCCGAAAACGAGAGAUGAUCUAUGGGCUGACGACGACGACCGUCACACCAAAAACAGUGCUGAACGAGGUGGACGUUGGAGGCAACAAAGUGCCUGCUUGAAGCGAUGUGGGUUGAUGGCGACGUUUGUGGAUAAGAUUAUUUAUUGAUGCGUAUUAAUUUAUUUAUUAUUUAUUGAAGCGUGGAAUGAUCGAAAUAAAGGCGAAAAUUGAUAGUACUUACAGGAAA
Molecule: messenger RNA, 1814 nt
Organism: Aedes aegypti (yellow fever mosquito)
Lineage: Eukaryota; Metazoa; Arthropoda; Insecta; Diptera; Culicidae
Exons: 4
Coding region: 348-1688 (446 amino acids)
Cellular component (GO): chitin-based extracellular matrix
Molecular function (GO): structural constituent of chitin-based larval cuticle
Source: RefSeq, a predicted model, not a curated record